GGCUCGAUAAUCGAGCACCCCUACUGCCUGUGUUUCGUGUCCAAACGUCAAACGCCGAAGCGGAACGCAAAAAUUCACGCUCUCGCCAAAAGUUGUGAAAAAUUUCCGAAAAAUCGUGCAUCCCGGACCAUUUCGUCGUUCAAAUUCUCGAUAGAAUCCUAAAAUCGAGGAUUUGGAAAAGUGCCCUUCCUGGAGCCCCAUCACAAAGGCGGAGAGCGAACGACUCGGCAUCACAUCAGCAGGCGAGAGUGUCGGUGGAGUGAGAGAAAAGAAAAACAGUUUCGGAACCUGCUGUCACCACCUGGAGGAUUUUUGUUUAUAUUCACGCGUGCCGCUCAGCUGGCCGUUGUUUGGCAACCGAACCGACCGAGGAAAACUAGUUCACCGGGUCACCGAUCGACCGAGGAAAUGACGAACCAGUACGUUAGCCCGCUCUCGAUUGCGGUCAUCUGCUCCUCGAACAUGAACCGCUCGAUGGAGGCGCACGGCUUCCUGGCCAAGAAGCGCUUCAAGGUGCGCUCGUUCGGAACCGGCGACAAGGUAAAACUGCCCGGCACGGCCGCCGACAAGCCGAACAUUUACGACUUUGGGACCAGCUACGAUGACAUCUACACCGAUCUGGCCAGCAAAGACAAACAAUACUACACACAAAAUGGUCUCCUCCACAUGUUAGACCGAAACCGCCGCAUCAAGCCUAGCCCGGAAAAGUUUCAACUUUGUACCGAACGCUUCGACGUGUUAGUCACGUGCGAAGAGCGUGUCUACGAUCAGGUGAUCGAAUUCAUGGAAUCUAAAACCCCAACCUACAACUUGCCGGUGCAUGUGAUCAACAUCGAUAUCCAGGAUAACCACGAGGAGGCGACCGUGGGUGCGUUUGCGAUAUGUGAUCUUAUAACCAUGAUGGCCCAGAGCGACGACCUGGAUAACGACAUCGACGAGCUGUUGCAUGACUUCGAGGGCAAAUGUCAACGCAGCGUACUGCACUGUGUCCUGUUUUACUAGUCUUCGGUUUCCGCUUUUUUUGUUUUGUUUUAGGUCCAAAAAAAAAUACCGGAAAGAACCACUGAGAUGUUUUCGAGGGAACUUCAAAAAAAGGGGGAAACUAAUAGCAAAACAAUUUCUAGCUUUCAAAUUAAAAUUGGGUUACGUCCUUCCGGGUUUCUUUGUUUUGUUUCGGAAUUGAAUCGAAGUUGAUGUUCGAAAAAUUAUACAUACCUACUGUAGGAACAAAGAGUAAAAUAGUGAACCACGAAACAAUAACCAAUGAUGGGAUAUGGGACAGGAGGAAAGGGACACAAACAACUGGUUUUAAUCCAAAAACAACAAAUUCAAACACUACACUAGCAAGCAAACACGAGGUGAUUCGAUAUUACUCUGUAAGCAAACUAUAUUAUGAUACAUAUUUAUAUUUAAUAUAAAAGAUGUGUAAUUUCCUCUUUUGUACAACAAACAAUAAAGUUACAAAGACAGUUUA
Molecule: messenger RNA, 1474 nt
Organism: Aedes albopictus (Asian tiger mosquito)
Lineage: Eukaryota; Metazoa; Arthropoda; Insecta; Diptera; Culicidae
Gene: Ssu72
Product: RNA polymerase II subunit A C-terminal domain phosphatase SSU72
Exons: 5
Coding region: 409-1002 (197 amino acids)
Biological process (GO): termination of RNA polymerase II transcription
Cellular component (GO): nucleus; mRNA cleavage and polyadenylation specificity factor complex
Molecular function (GO): RNA polymerase II CTD heptapeptide repeat phosphatase activity
Source: RefSeq, a predicted model, not a curated record